Messenger RNA from Notodromas monacha, 660 nucleotides. Lineage: Eukaryota; Metazoa; Arthropoda; Ostracoda; Podocopida; Cyprididae. The record is from the annotation of a GenBank genome assembly.
CAAUUAUUCUUCCUCUUUCCAGACGACAUUGAGACUUGCGGAAACGCGUUGGGCGGAAGGCGUGAGGUUCCAUCUAUUCGCUCGCUGGCAACUCUAUAAAACACACACACACACACACACACAUCUCCUUCUCUCUGUCUCUCGCACGGCGUUCGAUUGUUGGGAUUUUCGUCUCACGCCACAGUCUGGCCUCAGCAGUUCUCCCCAACGAGUCUCAACAAGAAAAUAUCGUUUAAAAAAAAUAAGAUUACCCGAAUCUAUAUAAAAGAAGAAGAGGAAAAAAAAAAAUCUGAGGUUAUCGCGCUUUUCCUUCCUUCGAACACAUCUAUACGCCCGGCGUUCGUUUCUCCCGAGGGGAUCUACAGCAUAUUCAAGACAUGACUAUGGGACACGGAUUCGCUGAGCCCUUCGGAGCUUUGGUGAGUGGUGACUUCAUGGACUUAUUUCGUGCGGAUGAAAAGAUGGGGCUCCUGGGAUACCUCGCCGUGUUCUCGCCGGUUUUCGAAGACUCGUCAUCAUCACUACCACAACUACCCAACUCAGAUCUCGAAAAUUCCAAGAUGGAAGAAUACCAGUGGCUACCAAGACGGAUCUGGAGACAGCUGCAAACGAUGCUCGGCUUCGAGACGACCCAACAAGAAUAAAUGCGCAUGAAAUCUU